UAAGGUUCCUGACGCGACAUUCGGUCGUCACCGUAGAGUUGCUUGAGUGGCAGAGCAACAACAUAAAUGAUUAUGGGAUGAGGUGAUUCACCGUUACAAAGGCGCAUAUAUUCAUAUAUCUUUACCUUGGACCACAACGCUGUCACUUACGAGUUUGUCCCCUUUUUUUGACACUCACUAUGGAAACGGCAUCCUUCUUUACUUUUUAGAAGUUUCACUUAUCUUUUGCAGUUUCACUAUCGUCAAAGCCAUUUGUUCCGUUGGUGUUGGUGACUGUUCUUGUGAAGGGUGCCGCAACUGUGGGCCCUUACCUGAUGCUGUCUCAUUCGUCCGGUUCUUUUCCCGAGGAGGAGGGGAGGAGGAGGAGUGUCAUUGGGAGGAACCGAGAGGUUCCGAGAGGUCUGCCUGCCUGAUUAGGCGGCAUGUUUCUAGGGAAGGGAAAGGUGGUGAAGAGGAGGAGAGGAAAGGGUGAAGUGGAAGACCGAGCGGAAUCCGCUCGGGAAAGGGCAAAGGCAGACAUUGACACUGGAGUAGGAAGGGAGUUGCCUGAGGACAGAAGCCGCCGAUAUUUCGAACAGAGACUGUUCUUCUUCUGGGCACCGUCCUCAUCAUUGGCAUGGUAUUUAAAGGAGGACGCAAGAAAUGUGAGGCCUGCCUUCCAAUACCUUGGUUUCAACUGCACCGUGCAUUCUAGUCCAACAGCAGCAACGAUUCAGAAGAUACUCACUGAAGGAUCCCACAUGCAGGUUCACAUACCAUCAGCAGCGCAAUGCAGUACCUCACAAACUCGUCCCAGAGCGCCUCCAACACUGCUAACGCAGUAAUGUAGUGUCUCCUGCGUUACUGUACACUCAUAUUCCUCAAGGUUGUGUGCGUUUUAUGUAAUACUGUAUUGCCAUUUGCGCUCGCCUCUGCAACACGA
Molecule: messenger RNA, 922 nt
Organism: Ornithodoros turicata
Lineage: Eukaryota; Metazoa; Arthropoda; Arachnida; Ixodida; Argasidae
Exons: 4
Coding region: 423-824 (133 amino acids)
Source: RefSeq, a predicted model, not a curated record